Molecule: messenger RNA, 1045 nt
Organism: Anopheles arabiensis
Lineage: Eukaryota; Metazoa; Arthropoda; Insecta; Diptera; Culicidae
Exons: 2
Coding region: 387-1010 (207 amino acids)
Source: RefSeq, a predicted model, not a curated record
CUGUUGUGCGAUUCGCAUGUCGGACAGGAAAAUGGGUAGAUCAUGCUGCCAACGACACUGGCCGACACGGUCGAGAAACAGCGAGUGCUUCAGAUCCGGCUCGAGACCGGACUUGAUGCCGUUGUAGAAGUAUGGCUCACCCGGUCGUAUGCCGCUCAGUGCCACCACCAGCGCGCACAGUAGCGAAGAGCGCAGGCGUAACAUAAUCACGGUAAUGAGCCGCACAUAAACGUGAUAUGUUGCUUUUUGUAUAGCUCAAUUUCGGCGCUCGUUAGUGUGAUCAAAAUCAAGAUAGUCCGGUUAAUAAGGCAGGUUAAUAGAGUACUUUACAGAACAAGGCCACCGAUCACCGAUCUGUUAGUCUCAUUCGUGCCACCGUCAGCGUCAUGGUUAGACGCACCUGUUUAGUGGUCGUGCUGUUUGCUACCACCAUCCUUACCCCCCUCGAUGGAGCGCAGGACAUUUUCUCCAUACUGAAACCGGUGGGCAGUCCGGUUGGCUCGGUCGGGCGCAAGAAGCUCUUCGUGACGCGCGUCGGCCAGUGCGCGGGCAAGAAAAACCUGCCCGUGUAUGUGCCGGAUAUGCGUAUUGCGGCGCACAAUCGCACCAGCUACGUGGUCAGCGGAGAGGUAUACUUUCGCGAGAACAUACCCAGCUAUCGGCUCUCGGUGGCGAUCAAGCAGUGUGACGACAUGCGGGCAACGGUCAACUGUCGCCCGUUUCUGAGCAACAUCGUCAAUACGGACGGGUGCGCACUGCUGCAAGCAUCGGGCACGAUGUACGGCGAGUAUUUGCAAAACUUUCGGCCCCCGUUGAAAUGUCCGUUCUGGAACGGGACGUACGUGAUGGGGCCAACGCUGGUGGACGAUGGUUUGGUGAAAUAUUUGCCCGGUUCGGGCAGCACCUAUUGGGAGGUACGCAUGACGGGUCGCAUACGGGAGCGUUUGAUGUACUGCGUGGUGAUGCAGCUGAAUGUGCGGCCGAAGAAGUCUUCCAGCAGUCGUAACUAAUUAUCAUAGGACGGGAUUGUUGAAUCUGGAAUGUA